AUGAACGCCCGUCUACCACACUCUCUCGCCUGCGUCCGCGCUGCCCUCGCCGCUCCCCGACCGCCGACCUCUCUCCUCCUCCGCCUUCCUCCAUCGCACAGCUACGCGACCGCCGCCACAGCCGCCGCCGCCACCCGCACCGCCGAGCAGCGCCGCUCGCCCCGGUCCUUCGCCCGGCCACCCACACCGGCCCCGACAAGCACUGCCGACGAGCAGCAGCGCGCGCGCGGGUACCUGGUGCCACGCACGGCGUCGGCGCAGCUGCCCGUGUACCGCGCCAUCAAGUCGGGCGGCACACGCGAGAUUAUCCUGAUCAAAAAGGUGCAGGGCGACCGCAAAAAACUUGUCCAGGACAUGCAGGCCACGCUGGCCGUCACAGCGGACAGGAUUCGCAUCAACCCGACUACGCUCCAUAUUGAGAUCCAGGGCAACUACCUGAGCCAAGCCCAGAAAUGGCUGCUCGACAAUGGUUUCUAA
Messenger RNA from Cordyceps militaris CM01, 477 nucleotides. Its product is annotated as ribosomal protein L49/IMG2. The coding region runs from base 1 to 477 and encodes 158 amino acids. Gene Ontology annotation, cellular component: ribosome; mitochondrial large ribosomal subunit. Gene Ontology annotation, biological process: translation. Gene Ontology annotation, molecular function: structural constituent of ribosome. NCBI's taxonomy places the organism in Eukaryota, Fungi, Ascomycota, Sordariomycetes, Hypocreales, Cordycipitaceae. The transcript is spliced from 2 exons. The record is from RefSeq and is a predicted model, not a curated record.